This is a messenger RNA of Pimephales promelas (fathead minnow), 1579 nucleotides long. RefSeq names its product 3-hydroxyisobutyrate dehydrogenase b (gene hibadhb). Gene Ontology annotation, cellular component: mitochondrion. Gene Ontology annotation, biological process: L-valine catabolic process. Gene Ontology annotation, molecular function: NADP binding; NAD binding; 3-hydroxyisobutyrate dehydrogenase activity. Lineage: Eukaryota; Metazoa; Chordata; Actinopteri; Cypriniformes; Leuciscidae. The record is from RefSeq and is a predicted model, not a curated record.
AUCGCGUCACUCUAAGUCGAAGGUCAAGAGCGAAGCAGCAUGGCCGCUCUGUUGAGGGGUUCGAGGUGUCUAGUAGGAAAGUGUCAUAACCAUGUCAGCGCCGUGCUGGUCUCCAUCAGGUCCAUGGCCUCUAAAACCCAGGUGGGCUUCAUUGGCCUGGGGAACAUGGGAAACCCAAUGGCAAAGAACCUCAUAAAACAUGGAUAUCCAGUGAUAGCCUCAGAUGUAUUUCCAGAGUCCUGCAAAGAGUUACAGGAGCUUGGAGCUCAGAUCCUGGAUAACCCUGCGGAUGUGGCGGACAAGGCAGAUCGUAUCAUCACAAUGCUUCCCUCCAGCCCCAAUGUUGUAGAGGUGUAUACAGGCGCAAAUGGUAUUCUGAAGAAAGUGAAGAAGGGAUCCCUACUCAUUGAUUCCAGCACUAUUGAUCCAGCUGUCUCCAAGGAGAUGGCAGUUGCUGCAGAAAAAGUGGGAGCUGUUUUUAUGGAUGCCCCAGUGUCUGGAGGUGUUGGUGCUGCUAAUUCAGGUAAGCUCACCUUUAUGGUGGGUGGGCCAGAGGAGGAGUUCACUGCAGCCAAGGAGCUUCUGACCUGCAUGGGCGCUAAUGUGGUGUACUGCGGCCAGGUUGGCACUGGACAGGCAGCUAAAAUCUGCAACAAUAUGCUGCUGGCCAUUGGGAUGAUUGGAACAGCAGAGACCAUGAACUUGGGAAUCAGAUUAGGGCUUGAUCCGAAGCUUCUUGCAAAGAUCUUAAACAUGAGCUCUGGCCGCUGCUGGUCAAGUGACACAUACAACCCUGUCCCGGGAGUGAUGGAGGGAGUGCCCUCAGCAAACAACUACCAGGGUGGCUUUGGAACUACACUAAUGGCCAAGGAUUUGGGACUUGCUCAGAAUACAGCAACCAACACAAAGACCCCAGUGCCGUUGGGCUCUCUGGCCCAUCAGAUUUACCGUAUGAUGUGCGCACGUGGCUACGCCAACAAAGACUUCUCAUCUGUCUUCCAGUUCCUACGAGAAGAGGAGGGCCAGUAGAUGGCAACACUCUAUGCCCCUUCCACAGCCUUACCCAGCACUACCUGCCUUGCACAUGUCCUGACUUGCAAAACUUUGACCCAACUAUGUGAUUUCAUUGACAUGCAUGUGCUGGGAGCCAUGAAUGAUUGAGUGAAUGAAUUAAUACAUGUGUAGAUUGAAAAGACUGUGUGUUUGUACUGGUUUGUUUUAGGCUGUAAGUGGAAUUAUGUUACUCAUGUGGGCCUACCAUGUACAAUUAGUAAUCCACCAAUUAAUUAAUCAGAUGCUGUGAAUUGAAGUUUUGUUCUGACUUUUUCUUACCUGUUAUGUAGGUUAACGAAAGAUUAAAAAUUUAUCAUUUCAUUCACAAACACUCAAGCCAUGACACUCCUUAAAGGUUUCUGAUAGCAAACCGGUUUGCAUAUGUACAAUUUUAGUUCUCAAUGUGUCUUGAGUCAUAUUUGGGGUUGGCUACUGUUGGUAAUUGUAAGUGGUGUUGGAUCUACAUCGUACUCAUGUAAAUUUAAAACACCUGGGAAUUAAAGCAGGAAAAAAUCUGUUGAUUUGA